Molecule: messenger RNA, 1174 nt
Organism: Pyrus x bretschneideri (Chinese white pear)
Lineage: Eukaryota; Viridiplantae; Streptophyta; Magnoliopsida; Rosales; Rosaceae
Product: B3 domain-containing protein REM9
Exons: 4
Coding region: 317-1063 (248 amino acids)
Molecular function (GO): DNA binding
Source: RefSeq, a predicted model, not a curated record
CUUUGGUCCAGCCCAUGAACAACCAACAAAUUGAAGAGGCCCAUUUUAUUAGGCCCAGCCCAGUUAAGACUUGAAAGCAGCAAAGUACAAGUACAACUGAACACUGUCAACAGAAGCAGACCGCUCAAUUCAAAGCUUCCCGCGGCGUUUCCGCAGAGUACGAACUCGCCGUACGACCUCCAGCCAAUGAAAUUCACGGCAUCGCCGCUGCUCUUCUGCCACCCAGUGCUGCGGUGGAGGGCUCCCAUUGGCUCUCUCCACCUGUAUAUUCAACGCUAUUCACUUCCUCAGCCGUAGCUGCAUUUUCGCAAGAAUCAUGGCCGGCUCACCUCCAUUUCCCAGACGGUUUUUCAAGCCUUUGAUUCCCGGCUUCGAAUACGCAAUCUCAAUUCCGGCGAGUUUUUCUCAGAAUCUUAACGAAAGGAACGCGAAGAAAGCGGUUAUUGAAAGCUGCCAGGGAUCAUGGGAAGUUGGAGUUGCUAGGACUGGGGAGGGAACCCUCUAUUUUGAAGGCGGUUGGGAAGAGUUUGUGAAGGAUCACAACCUGAAAGUCGGAGAAUUUCUUGUGUUCAAACACCUAGGCCGCAUGGUUUUUCAUGUCAACGUGUAUGAGCCACUCGGUUGCGAGAAAGUGUUUCCUCCUCCUCCUCCUCCUGCCGCUGCACCAUCAACCUCGAGUCCUCUGUUCUUCCUCAAAAGCAUUUCGGAAACUCAUUCUCUGCCCAGCAAGUGCUAUGUGACUAUUCCGUCGGGAUUUGUGAAAGCCCAUGGCCUUGGUGACAGAAAGAAAAUGAUCCUCAAAGUUCCGUUUGUUCAAGGAAAAUGGCCGGUGGAACUUGGAACUUGGCAAGGCGGAAAGAGAGGUGCAGCCAUUAGUCUUCGCACCGCAAUAAGAACGAGGGGAUGGUACAAGUUUUACGAGGACAAUGGGCUCAAGAUUGGAGAUUGCUGCAAGUUUGUGCUGAAGGAGGUGCCGGAUUCAAAAUCGAAGCCUGUGAGAAUGGAGGUCGACAUAAAACGCAUGGUCCUGGGAUCAUCCAAGGCAGUUGUUAACUUCGAGUGAUUUGGAGAAAUAUGACUUAUGUACUCACUUAUAACAUAGCUUAGGAUUUAAGCAAAAUAUUUAUCACAAGUACAUUGGCCUUGAAUUUUUUUCAGAACGGUUAGAAAUAGC